Molecule: messenger RNA, 885 nt
Organism: Pipistrellus kuhlii (Kuhl's pipistrelle)
Lineage: Eukaryota; Metazoa; Chordata; Mammalia; Chiroptera; Vespertilionidae
Product: olfactory receptor 2AT4
Biological process (GO): G protein-coupled receptor signaling pathway
Cellular component (GO): membrane
Molecular function (GO): olfactory receptor activity; G protein-coupled receptor activity
Source: RefSeq, a predicted model, not a curated record
AUGCAGGCCACAGCCUGUAACGGAUCAAAGGAUUCCUUGACCAUCUCCUACCUAACAGGCACCCCCUCUCUGCCAAAAUAUCUCUUCCUUUCCAUGUUCCGUGUCUUUCUCCUCCUCCAUCUGCUCAUUGUUGCAGGUCACACCCUGAUCCUGGUGGCUGUGGUGGCAGAGCCCAGCCUCCACAAGCCCAUGUACUUUUUCCUGAUAACCCUCUCUGUCUUGGACAUCCUUUCCACCACAACCACCGUCCCCAAGAUGCUGUCCCUGUUUCUGCGUGGGGACCACUUCCUCAGCCUCCCUGCCUGCUUCCUGCAGAUGUACCUCUUCCAGAGCUUCUCCUGCUCUGAAAUCUUCAUCCUGGGGAUGGUGGCCAAUGACGGCUAUGUGGCUACCUGCCACCCAUUGCACUACCCUGACCUCAUGACUCCACAGACCAAUGGGGCAUUAGCAGCCAGUGCCUGGCUCAUGGCCCUCCUCCUGCCCACCCCAGCAGUGGUGCAGACACCCCAGGUGGCUUUUAGUUCUGUGGCCCAGGUCUACCACUGCUUCUGUGACCAUUUAGCCAUGGUCCAGGCUUCCUGCUCUGACACCGCGGGCCAGACCCUCAUGGGCUUCUGCAUCACCACAGUCAUGUCCUUCCUGCAUCAAAGGACACCACUCCGGGAGAAAAUACAUCUAAUAUACUUUCUUGCAAAUCACAUAUCUGCCCUCUUCCGCUGUGUCUAUGUCAGCUGGAAUUUUUACUCGGGCUUCUCCUCAAACAUCGUCUCUCAGGGGAGCCUGCCCUGGCUCCUCACUCUGAAAUGCGAGCGCCCCGGGGAGGACAGACAGCAGAUCCUUCGAGAGACGGAGCAAAGAGAGCAAAGUUACCACCUGAAUCCCUAG